AUGUCCGUUCCAACAUUGAACUACACCCACUUCACCUCGGGAACCCAAGAGCAGCGUGAAACUUUUGCCCUUGACCUUCUAGACAGCUUUGAGAGGACUGGGUUCGCCAAGCUCAAAGCCCACACCUUUGAUGCGCCGGAAUUGAAGGAAUUGUUCACCUGGGGUCACAAAUUCUUUGAUCAGCCAUUGGAUGUGAAGAAUGAAAUUCCGAAUGAGACAGGCCCUCGUCCUAUGCGUGGCUACACCCCAUGGAGGGUCGAGGAAGUUGGAAGACUUCACCGUGAUGCGAGAGUUAGACUCAUGAAAGAUUCCAAGGAACAUUUUGAUCAAGGUCCAAGCUAUGACACUGAGUUCCCAAACCAGUGGCCUAAAUCACCUGAGCUGUCCGGCUUCAAACGAUUUAUGGAAGACUUUUACCGCCAAUGCGACGAUACCUGCCUGACACUCAUGGCAGCUCUUGAGGUCGCUUGGGGUAUCGAUGAUGGAUCGUUGGUCGCACGCUGUGUCCCCAGCGCGACCGACCUCCGACUCACCCACUAUCCUGCAAUUCCCGUUGAAGAGAUGCAGGGUAACCGGGCGAGUCGUAUCGCACCCCACACCGAUUUUGGUCCUAUCACGCUUCUGUUCCAGGACAGCACCGGGGGUUUGGAAAUUGAAGACCGCGAUGAGAAUUCGAAGACAAAGUCUUUUGUUCCACUGCCACCCGCCGAUACGACAGAGAUGAUUGUCAAUGUUGGCGAUACGCUAACCCGCUGGACAAAUGGAAGAAUCACCGGUGGCAUCCACCAGGUGACUGCCCCAGAGGCAAUGAAGCACAGUAGCGGCCUGACUAUUCCACCACGAAUGUCCAUGGCCUAUCUCUUCAAGGCGGAACGGAAUGUCUCGGUUGGUCCAUUGCCAAAGUUUGUAUCGGACAAGCAGCCUGCCAUCUAUCCCGAUAUGACAGCAUUCGAAUUUCAGCAAUGGAGAAACAGCACUGUGUACGGACUGAAUGAGCAAGAACAUCUGAGCGAGAAGGAACAGAUGAACGAGAAGGAGCACGUGAUCAGCGCUAGUAGUUGGAAGAAUAUGCCCAAAGCUAUCCAGCUACAGGCGUGA
Messenger RNA from Penicillium antarcticum, 1098 nucleotides. RefSeq lists its product as uncharacterized. The transcript is spliced from 3 exons. Gene Ontology annotation, molecular function: dioxygenase activity. NCBI's taxonomy places the organism in Eukaryota, Fungi, Ascomycota, Eurotiomycetes, Eurotiales, Aspergillaceae. Bases 1 to 1098 code for a protein of 365 amino acids. The record is from RefSeq and is a predicted model, not a curated record.